GACUAUCCCGGCAAAGGCCGAGGACGGUGGCAAAUGCAUUGGUAAGUGGUAACAAAGGAUCCAGCUUCUGUCUACUCCCUCUGAGAUAACUUUCAGAUCCGAUCCGCGGCGAGGGCGCAAAGGUGAAAUGGCGGCAGUGAAGGACCUUGCCCGCAGUAGCAAGUUGGUACAAAACUAGACCCCACGACGGCGUCGUUUUGCAGUUCUCGAGCUCAUCCGAGCUUCAUCUCCUCCGUACUCUCAUUUCACGUUUCGUCUUCUCUCUUCAUUCAAUGCCACCACUUUUCAUUUUCAGUGAGAACCAAAUCUUUGAUCUUCAUCAGGACUUGGCUACUUCCCCCAUUUCCCUGGACCACUGCUUGCUGUUAAACUCUAGGUUUUACCCAUUUUGAUUUGGAUCUUCUUCAUGCAUUUAGUACUUAGGAUGCUACACUAUUGAGUUGAUAAACAAAGAUUCGAUUUGAAGGAAAUGGAGCAAUAUGAGAUCCUUGAGCAAAUAGGAAAAGGGGCUUUUGGGUCUGCCCUUCUUGUGAGACAUAGACUUGAAAAGAAAAAGUAUGUUCUGAAGAAAAUUCGUCUUGCUCGCCAAACUGACAGAACACGUCGAAAUGCACACCAAGAGAUGGCACUCAUUUCAAAAAUGAAAAAUCCAUUUGUUGUGGAGUACAAGGACUCUUGGGUGGAGAAGGGCUGCUACGUGUGCAUAAUCAUAGGUUACUGUGAAGGUGGUGAUAUGGCUGAAGCAAUUAAAAAGGCAAAUUGUAUCCAUUUCUCUGAGGAGGUAAAUUGUUUACAUCGUAGUCUUGUAAAGAGCAUGCUCCGGAAAAAUCCAGAAAUACGGCCUAGUGCUGCAGAGCUUCUUAAGCACCCACACCUCCAGCCUCAUGUGAUUAGCAUUCAUCUUAAACUCAAUAGUCCUCGGCGUAAUAGUUUACCAAAUUGCUGGCCCGAUAGUGACAUAAAGAAAUCCAGAUUCACAGGUCCACAACAUAUUCGUGGUAACCAAGAGAAGAGCUUGUCAUGCUUCAAUGACAGGACAUUGAAUCCCAGUGUUUCUGAAACAGAUCAUGACAUUACCUUUUCUGCUCAAGAGUACUGCAACACACCUAGUAAAAUCACUGCAUUGUCUACAGGAAGCACUGAAAGAGGAACCAUCACGAAAAAAAUUACUUCAAAUGUUGCAAAUGCUACCAAGAACUCGAAAGGAACUUUGGCAAAAAAUUCUUCCUCUGCAAAGAGACAAGCAUCAGCACUGAAGCACAGCGAGAUGGUUCCUACUUCAAGAACUUUGGUGAAGAGGUUUAUUCCCGCAACUUGUAAAGAAUCUUCGCCCUUAAGCACCACUAAAGCUGCUGUUCAAGAGGUGCCUCGCAGGCCCAGCAUUGGCAUCCUUGAUUGCUACAAAUCUCAAGAUGUUUCCGUGUAUGCCCCCCGAAUAGAUAAGAUGCUCGAGUUCCCUUUAGCCUCAUAUGAAGAACCUUCCCAUCCUGUCUGCAAAACAUCAUCAGUUUCUGCGCAAGACUCUUGUGGGUCCCCCGAAGGGGUCUGUUCAAUCAGGAAAGAUAAAUGCACAAUCCUCCAGAUCCCCCCUGACAACAAAUCUGAUAAACUGAGCUGUACCGGUGGUUGGCAAGGAUUCACAAGCCCCCUCAUGCUGGGAAUGGAUAGGGAGGAGGAGAGAAGCAAUUGUUCUGAUCAAAAUGCAACGGCUGGUGCAUCGAGUCAAACCUCAUCAGACCAAAGGCGCCACCGUUUUGACAUGUCGUCUUACAAACACAGAGCCGAAGCAUUAGAAGGGCUGCUUGAGUUUAGCGCAAGGCUGAUGCAAGAGGAACGGCUUGAUGAGCUCGGCGUUUUGUUAAAGCCAUUUGGGCCAGGGAAGGUGUCUCCUCGGGAAACUGCCAUAUGGCUGUCCAAGAGCUUUAAACAAAAUGCUACAUGCAAGCCUGAAGAAGACGAAGAAGAAGAAUAAUCCCUAUUGAGUACCCAAGGUGUGUAAAGUAGCUUUUUUUUUAACACUUCAGAUAUUCAGACAUUUGUAUUUUGUAUGCAGAAUCUGAUCUUGUAGGGUAUGUAGUAGUUUAGAACCCAUUUAACUUCAUUGUUGUGCAAAAUGGUGUUGGCAUCAUUAGUAGGAAUCUUUAAAGAACAUGUGAGAGUUGUUGAUGGUAGAUUUACUUUUCCUGUCUUUCCUUCAAUGGUGUAGUUGUGGUACAAUCAAUCAUUUUAAAUGAUCAAGCAAAUGAAGCAUACACCAUAGU
Messenger RNA from Cuscuta campestris, 2261 nucleotides. NCBI's taxonomy places the organism in Eukaryota, Viridiplantae, Streptophyta, Magnoliopsida, Solanales, Convolvulaceae. The record is from the annotation of a GenBank genome assembly.